This is a messenger RNA of Salvia miltiorrhiza (redroot sage), 777 nucleotides long. RefSeq names its product putative pectinesterase/pectinesterase inhibitor 28. Gene Ontology annotation, molecular function: pectinesterase activity; pectinesterase inhibitor activity. Gene Ontology annotation, biological process: cell wall modification. Bases 1 to 777 code for a protein of 258 amino acids. The record is from RefSeq and is a predicted model, not a curated record. Lineage: Eukaryota; Viridiplantae; Streptophyta; Magnoliopsida; Lamiales; Lamiaceae. The transcript is spliced from 4 exons.
AUGACGCAGGGGGCGUUGAUGGUGUGUGAAGAGAUGCUCAACACCGCCAUUGAUGAUCUUAUAAGGUCGUCCGACAAAGUGAACAAGAUCGAAAUGGGACGGCUGAGCUACAACAUCGCCGCCAUGAGGAACUGGCUCAGCGCAGCCGUCACGCACAAGGAGAAUUGCAUUGAUGAGCUCGAGACCACUGCAGGUGAGAUCGGUGAGAAGGUGAAGGCGAUGCUGGAGACUUCAAGCGAGUUGUUGAGCGGCUGUGGCUCAGAAUGUGACGGCAGCGGGCAGUUCAUGACCAUCAACGGCGCCCUCAAGAGCUUGCCCCAAAUGAGCGACGCACCGGUUGUGGUUUUGGUGAAAGCCGGUGUUUACAAGGAGUAUGUUGUGGUUCCCAAGGGAAUGAACAACGUUGCUCUCAUCGGAGACGAGCCGUUGGCCACCGUGAUCUCCGGCAGCAGGGGUAACGCUACUGAUUAUAGGACUUCUUACUCUGCAACUCUCACCAUCAGAGGAGAAGGGGACAUCGGGAUCGAGAACACCGCCCCGACAAACCAGGCCGUGGCGGUCCUAACCGCCGGCGACAAGGCCGUCUUCCACAACGUCCACAUCGACAGCCUCUACGCCAACUCGUACCGGCAGUUCUACCGCGACUGCCGCAUCAGAGGCACCGUGGACUUCAUCUUCGGCGACGCCGUGGCCGUCCUUCAGAACUGCACCAUCACGGUGCGCAAGCCCCUCCCCAAGCAGUACUGCACCAUCACCGCACGGAGAAGACCACCGUGA